AUGAGACGGGUCCUUGGCUAUCUGCAAGAGCUGUCUUUUAUGGAUAGUUUAAUCCAGGAGUACUACGCUAUCAGCGAGGCGGCGGUCAUUCCUAAACCUCUGGUGCUCAAUUCGUUGGCACAGGUAAAGGCCGAUCACAGCCUACGCAAAGGGUUUUCAGAGACAGAGAUUACGUGGAUACUUGAGAACACCAUCCAACAGUUUGAUAUACAACCGACAAUAGAAGGACGCGACUUUCACGAGCUUUUCACGGGACCAAAUCUGCGCCUAGAAACGGUCGCCUUGAUUUACUCUCUAGCUGGGAUAGCGAACAUGUUCUGUCUGACCCAGGAUAAAUCGUCGCCCAGGAACUUACUGGAGUACCGAUCGCUUUUUGCCAAAAGAAUGCUAUUGGCCAGUGAUACUAUACUUCAAAUAUGCAAAAUCCUCACCCCGGUCAAUGACCUGACGAUUUGGGUGUUAUACGAGAAUGUCAUCUUAUCCACAGUUGUCUAUGGGGACUACAGUUCAACAAAAUGGCACAGACUGGGAGAGCUAUCCACCCACAUGUUUGAGCUUGGACUUCACCGAGAUUCUCACCAAUCUUCCGACCUCCCUCCAUUCUUGGUGGAAUCCCGACGAAGACUGUUUGCAGCUGCGUAUCAGCUAGACAAAAGCAUUGCUACAUUCCUUGGCCGACCACCCCGGAUCACACAGAGACAUUCGGAUUGCAGGCUUCCUUUGGACAUCGGGGAUGAAGCACUAUCAAGCAACGCGCAAAUAGCGCUAGCUUCGCAGUCCCUGGAUAGCAACGGAUGGAACUUGCAUGGGCGUUUCCAGCGAUCGGCCUGGAUUCGCCUGCGGUUUCUGAUCAGCACGUUCCGUGAGGAGAUCUUGGAACUGUCCCUCCAGAGUUCCAAGGAAGAGACUGCGGAUCAACUGAGGUGA
Aspergillus terreus NIH2624 is the source of this 927-nucleotide messenger RNA. RefSeq names its product fungal specific transcription factor domain-containing protein. The record is from RefSeq and is a predicted model, not a curated record. Bases 1 to 927 code for a protein of 308 amino acids. Gene Ontology annotation, molecular function: DNA binding; zinc ion binding. Gene Ontology annotation, cellular component: nucleus. Lineage: Eukaryota; Fungi; Ascomycota; Eurotiomycetes; Eurotiales; Aspergillaceae. Gene Ontology annotation, biological process: DNA-templated transcription. The transcript has 2 exons.